GAAAGGUGUCCAGUGCAACACUAACCUGGCAGGGGGAGCAGCCUGUGGUGCUCAUGGUGUCACUUCCUCUAGUCAAGUAGAACAAUAUUUUGGAUAAUUCCUCUGGUGCUGGUCAAUGCUGCUCUGUCCUGGCUAGUGAGAUGUUGGGUGGGUUGCUGUUCUCAUGCUCCUCUCCUUUGUCUCGGAUGACUUCUCAGCCCCACGCACCUCCAGUCUGUUCUUCCUGGGGUCUCCCAUCAACAUCGCGGCUGCAGUGAAGCAGCAAUUCCACAUGCCUCUGAUGGUCUACAUGGAAAAGUGUGUUGCUGCCAGCACUCCAGAGCUGAGCCCUUCAAGCCAGACCUACCCGCUGAUCACCAACCACGGAUGCUUUGUAGAUGGACAGACUGGUAACUCCAGGUUUCUGCCCUGAGUCCAGACCUCUGAGAUCAGUCUGGUUGUCCAGGCCUUCAGGUUUACACAACUG
Molecule: messenger RNA, 466 nt
Organism: Acipenser ruthenus (sterlet)
Lineage: Eukaryota; Metazoa; Chordata; Actinopteri; Acipenseriformes; Acipenseridae
Product: zona pellucida sperm-binding protein 3-like
Exons: 2
Coding region: 164-412 (82 amino acids)
Biological process (GO): positive regulation of acrosome reaction; egg coat formation; binding of sperm to zona pellucida
Cellular component (GO): extracellular matrix
Molecular function (GO): acrosin binding
Source: RefSeq, a predicted model, not a curated record